Plasmopara halstedii is the source of this 2790-nucleotide messenger RNA. RefSeq names its product Phosphatidylinositol-4-phosphate-5-kinase (PIPK-D6/GPCR-PIPK/PiGK6). The record is from RefSeq and is a predicted model, not a curated record. Gene Ontology annotation, molecular function: G protein-coupled receptor activity; phosphatidylinositol kinase activity. NCBI's taxonomy places the organism in Eukaryota, Oomycota, Peronosporomycetes, Peronosporales, Peronosporaceae. Gene Ontology annotation, cellular component: membrane. The transcript has 3 exons. Gene Ontology annotation, biological process: cell surface receptor signaling pathway; phosphatidylinositol metabolic process; G protein-coupled receptor signaling pathway. The coding region runs from base 1 to 2790 and encodes 929 amino acids.
AUGACAUCGGCUGAUAUUGAUGCUAAUCUGGACAAUAGCCUGCCCUCACUUAUGGCGGGUAAUCAGCAGCAAAUGUCCGAUCCAGGACAAACAUCAAAGGGUAUUGAAUCAUCCUAUAAUGUCAAUACAAAGGAGGAAGCGAUACCGACAACUGCUCCAGUAGUUUCUCCAUCUCGUUCAAGUGUCACGGUACCCACAGAGUCUGGUGUUCGUGUCGUUGCCGAAUUAUUGCGUGCGCCAUCACCAGAAGCUCAAAAGAGUCAAUUUUCAAUGAUAUUUGGAGUUUUUAUUUUAUCAGUCACACUCGGUGCUUGUGCAUUGUGCUUGUAUGACGAGAUUUUUCACGCAACAGGGAUUCAAAGUGGGCUCUUCCUGGGCUCAAUUGGCACAGUCUCAAUGUGUGCAAUAAUUAUUGGCUCCUUUCUCAGCACAAAAUGGUAUCGCCGACAUAUGCACAUUUUACUGCUCAACUUGGCAUUGUGUGAGUUUUGCCUUGCGCUGUCAUUUCUAUUGGAACCAGUCUGGAAUCAAUUUGGUGCUGGUGUUGGAAGUCACUUGUCCUGUCGAUGGCUCUCUACAGCUCGUGAGUAUCUUAUCAUGUGUUCUAGCGCAUGGACGACUUGUACAGCAUUAGAUUUAUACUAUUUGAUGACAAAUCCAUUCACGUCGCCUCGUUCAAAUCGACAUAAGUAUCAGGGAAUUGCGCAUGGGACAGCAGUAGCAAGCGCAGUCAUAAUGGGUGUUUUUAAUAGUUUUAAAUCUCCUGUUUCUGUCGGUAGUUUUUGCUGGAUCGGAGCUGAUACCCAAGCCCGAAGUGAUCAUAUUAGCUUCAAACACCCAAGUGGGUCAACAAUUGGCAUUUGGGUCUUCAUUGUCACUCCUACAACUGUUUCAAUUGUCGCGAAUCUGUACGUUACUUUAAUAUCAUAUACCCGAUUUCGACGAGGGGUAUCUGCUACCUUACGAAAUCGACGAGUUUUACUUCGUGAAGGAUUAUUAACAACUGUGACACUGAUAUUAUAUUCAUCAUUGCUUUGGGGUGUAUAUGGAGCAUACUGGCUCACUCCCUCAGCAGCACAGGCUCGCACUUUGUCUCGACUCUUUGCUUUCUUACUAUCUUACCGAGGCAGUGUACCCUUUAUUUUAUGGUGUCUUUACAAUCGUCCACAAUCUAAGAAAUGGAAAGCUAAAUCUGGUGCUGUAGUUGAUGGUUCUACCACAAACGAUACUUCUCAAAAUGUGGAAGACGAAGACGACGAAGAUGAGGAUGCUGUUCGUCCGCAAAUGAAUUUGGCAUUGUUAGACGAGCUUGUGUUUUACACGACACAUGGUAUUGCUGAGGCAGUGCGACAUAGUAGCAUAUUUCCGCCAAAUUCGUCAGAGCAUAUUGACUCUCAAUACCUUGAAAAUGGACCAUCUCAGUAUUCAUUUAUGGUCCAACCAUCCUCUGAAGAUGUUGCAUGGACGCAGUGCCGUUUUACAGCGUUUCGACCGCUAGAAUUUCAGCGUAUUCGUCGUUUUUAUGACAUUAACGAUGACGCCUAUCUCCACUCUCUACAGUCCUGCACAACGCCAAAAGUCAGCGAAGGUGCCAGUGGCUCCUUUGUCUACUAUUCUUCUGAUCGUAGUUAUGUUGUUAAGUCGUUGACACGAUCGGAGAGUGCUUUUCUUCACGAAAUAUUAGAUGAAUAUACAACGUACAUUGAAGCACAGCAUGGCGCAAGUUUCUUGACGCGUUUUCUUGGAAGUUAUUGCCUUGAACUGUAUGGACGGCCAACAUUUUUUGUCGUCAUGGAAAAUGUCUUUGAUGUUCAACAGGGGAUUUCAAUCCACCAACGCUACGAUAUCAAAGGAUCGUGGGUCGAUCGCAAUGCUAAAAAGCCUCGUCGUGGAGCGGAAGCUACGUGUCGGCACUGCAAUCUUAGCUUUCGUUGCGGCAGCAGCACUAACCGUUCAAAUUCAUUCAAAGGAGAUCAAUUUCGACCAAACGUGUGUCCAAAUCGAGCGGGGGCUCCACAUGAACCUAACGUUGUACUUAAGGAUAUGGAUCUUACCAUGAAGCUGCGAUUUGGCAAGGAUGCUGGUAAAACACUUCUUGGACAACUUAUGCAGGACAGUGACUUUUUGUGUGCUCGUGGCGUCAUGGAUUAUUCAUUGUUGCUGGGAGUGAUAGAAGUGAGUUACGUUGUGAAUCGAAACAACAUUCUAACAAGGGAUGGAAGUGUCUUCUUACCACCUGACAGUAUUACAAAAAAGGUUGACAAUUCUCGACAUACUGCUGACAAUUAUGAUGCCAAUGAUCGAGUGAAGCAAUCAACGCAGUGUUUACGGGCUGCUGAAGUAGUGAUCGGUCCUGGUUUCUACUAUAUUGGGAUCAUUGAUAUGUUACAAACGUGGAAUUGGCGUAAACGAGCUGAACGUUUUAUCAAGACAGUGUUGCUUAAGAACGACCCGGAUGGCAUCUCGGCUAUGCCUCCAAAACCAUAUCGAGAUCGUUUUCACCGCAAACUGCGUGAAAUUAUACAUCUCGGCCAUAACUCACGCGUAAUACCACCUUUACAGAAAAGAGCAGAUACCGUGGAUGGGUUAGAGGACGUUGUGGACAAAGACGAUCGUGAAAGAAGUGACUCUGAGGAUGAGUAUGAUCGAUUUGCGCGCAUCAGGCCACGGAGAGUCGUCCUUCCACAUGUCAAGCAUACAUUUAAAGAUGGACAACAGUUAAGAGGUGACAGCGGCGAAAUACCUAUGACACCAUCUGCUCAAGGACGUGUACUAGGAGCCAGCUUGUAA